Daktulosphaira vitifoliae (grape phylloxera) is the source of this 567-nucleotide messenger RNA. Its product is annotated as zinc finger MYM-type protein 5-like. The record is from RefSeq and is a predicted model, not a curated record. NCBI's taxonomy places the organism in Eukaryota, Metazoa, Arthropoda, Insecta, Hemiptera, Phylloxeridae. The transcript is spliced from 2 exons. Bases 1 to 567 code for a protein of 188 amino acids.
AUGAAAAAACGGUUGAAAAUUGCGAAGGAAGAAGUCGCGAAAUUGCGAAGACUCCUGGAAGCGGCACAGAAAAAGGCACCACAGCAACAGGAGGGACCACCACCUCCUGACAUAGAAAUGCCGGAGCAAGCUUCUACUUCUGGUGUUUGUAGUAGUAAUAGUAGUAACAUUAUGGAUAUUAAUAUGAAGAAAACAGAUUUUCAGGUUAGUGACAGUGAAACAACAAUAAUUAGUGAAUCUAUUGAAGUGGAUAAUGUUGAACCAGAAGGUAGUUGUGAGUCAAAUGAGUUGACUAAUAUGAUAGUAAAUGAAACCAUUUUGGAGAUAGACCCAGCUAAAUGGGUUAUUAACGACGAAUUUCGUGACUAUAUUGCAAAAAAUGGUUUUAAUCAAAAUAUGACAAAUGACUUUAUUAACUCGAAACGGAUAUAUUCUGAUAAAACAAGAUAUUUGACCAAAAUUAUGUUUAAUAGACGAUUAAUUAAUGGAGAAACAAUUGUUCGUUCAUGGUUAGUUUAUUCUCCAAGUUUAGGAGUAGUUUUUUGUGGGCCUUGUCGGAUAUUUUAA